Messenger RNA from Mya arenaria, 5379 nucleotides. Its product is annotated as STAM-binding protein-like. Gene Ontology annotation, cellular component: endosome; membrane. Gene Ontology annotation, molecular function: protein binding; metal-dependent deubiquitinase activity; K63-linked deubiquitinase activity. The coding region runs from base 130 to 1545 and encodes 471 amino acids. Gene Ontology annotation, biological process: protein K63-linked deubiquitination. The record is from RefSeq and is a predicted model, not a curated record. The transcript is spliced from 10 exons. Lineage: Eukaryota; Metazoa; Mollusca; Bivalvia; Myida; Myidae.
UUUGAAAGGACGACAUUCAGAAGUCUUACAAGACUAUUUCUUUUUUAAUUUGCUUGUUUGUACUUUUAUUGUUUCUGUUUAACAUUAACGCUUGAGAGGGUUGGAUUAAUUGGAUAUAAAUAAUUCAAAAUGGCGGAUUCUGUGAAAAGUAACAUAGCACUCAGCCUGUCGUACAUUCGAGACCCCAAGGCCAAAGUGCGGGAGCUAUGUACGUAUGCCGGCCAGGUUGAGGUAGAGCCAUCAGUUCCAGCAAGAAGAUACCUAAGAUCAGGACUGGAGAUGCUCAGGAUGGCUAAAGUGUACAAAGAUGAAGGGGAGUAUGAAAGUGCAUUCAUACUCUACAUGAAGUUUAUCACAUUGUUCGUAGAGAAGCUUCCCAGACACCCAGGCUACAAGGAAGCACCACCUAAAGAUGUGGCAAACAUUAAACAAAAAGUGAAGGCAGUAUUUCCAGUUGCCGAAGAAAUUAAAGCAAAGCUGACAGCGCAUUUUACUGCGAUUGAAAAGAAAAGACAAGAAGAGGAGAGGAGAGAGGCCGAGGAACUAGCAAGAGAACAAGAAAGACUUCGUCAGGAGGAAGAGGCUAGGAGAAGAGAAGAGGAGGAGAGAAGCAAAAAACUGCGUGAACAAUCGGAGGAACUAUGGUUACGAGAACAGGAAGAAAAGUUUCGUCAACUUCAGGAGAGGGAAAAAGAGAAACAGAGCGAUAAAGAUCGUGCAGACCCCAAUAUUUUACUUGUCGAUGUUCCUUGUCCAAAUCGACCGUCGUCUGGAUUAAACAAUGAAAGAGGAAGCAUGCCUUCUGGGAGUUUAAGUUUCAUACCAAAUGAUUUACGUCAGGGCCAAAGACCGAAGUUGGAAAAGAAUUUGUCUCUUGAUUACACAUCAAAUAUUCCUGAUAGAGAGUUGAAAAGGACUUUGACCAUUAGUGAUGUCCCAAGGCCUGAUGUAGACCGUACAACCAAACCGGUGGACCAUUUCUUGAGUACAGGGGUGUCUGGAACCAACAAAUAUGGUCUGAAGAAUGUGGUCAUCCCACGGGAUAUUGUUGUCAAGUUUAUGAGCAUCGCUGAACAAAACACCAGGAGAAAUAUUGAAACUUGCGGGAUCCUAUCAGGCAAAAUGGAACGUGGGUCGUUUUUCAUCACACAUGUGUUGGUGCCGAAGCAGACGGGAACUCCAGACAGUUGCAAUGCGGAGAAUGAGGAAGAUUUAUUUGACUUUCAGGAUUCCAACGACCUUAUCUCUCUCGGGUGGAUACAUACCCACCCAACUCAGACAGCGUUUCUGUCAAGCGUGGAUCUACACACCCACUAUCCAUACCAGCAACUGAUGCCAGAGGCCGUCGCUAUUGUAGUAUCUCCAAAAUUUAAUGAAACAGGGGUUUUCAUGCUAACCCCGGACCAUGGUCUCCCAGAAGUGGCCCGAUGUACAAAAAGAGGCCAUCACGAACAUACCAAACACCCACCAGUGUUUGAGGCCUCCACCCAUGCGAAGUUUGUUGACGACAAAAGUAUUAUUCUGGUGGAUCUACGCAACAAAUGAAUCCCAGCCAACUGGCUUGAGAGCUGCUUUCUUGGAGAGCGUUAUUUUGAAUGCUGCUUUCUUGGAGAGCAUUAUCUUGGAGAGCAUUAUUUUGAAUGCUGCUUUCUUGGAGAGCAUAAACAUUAUUUAAAGUUGAACCUUGUUUUAGAAAGCUGGGCAUUUUCACUGGUCUUUGUAACAAAGGGUACACAUGUAUAAAAAUUGAUGUAUUAUCAUGGCCUUUAUGUUGUUUUUAUAAAAGAUGUCACAUGAACUUUUGUUUAUACAAGUCAAUAAUUUGAGAUAAUUUGACAUUGUUCUGUAUAAAAGGCAUAAUUUCUGUAUAUUUGGAAAAGAACCAAGCUUGCAUAACCAUAUUGGAUGAAGCAGUUUUGGCUGUUAAGAAAUACAUGUACAUCUGGACAAGGAUCAAGCUAGUGUAACCAUAUUUGAUGAGCAGGACUUUCGAGAGUUAAAGAUAGCAAAAUGGUGAACUUAAGUUAGUCUAACCGUAAAUUAUAUACAUGUUGCAGUCAUCAAAAUAUGUCUUUUGGAUUAGCAAGCCCAAGUCCUUAUACUUACUAAUCAAGUUUUCAGCUGGGCCCGUAUUUACUAACGCCCUUAGUUGGAGUUUGAGACUUUAGCUCAGAAAAACUAAAUUUUAAUUUUGUUGUAAAAAUUCUAUUACAGGAUCAAAAUAAUAUUGUCAAAUUUGCGUAUUUUUUACAAAUUAUCUGUUCUACAAUCAGGUGCUCAUCUUUUGUCAAAAUUAGUUAUAUUAUAGAUAUUUUGAAACAUUUAAUAAUCCAGUUUUCUGAGCCGGAGUAUAAUGAAGUAAGUGAAUACAGCUCAGGGCCCCAGGGCUUGUGCUAAUUUCGACCAAUGAUGUUGCUUCGAUCUUUUGUCUAUGUGCAAUAUUGAUGACUACUUGUAUUCGCUAGUCAAUACACAAUGAACAGGCUUGAAUGUUAUCAUUCAUAUACCAUACCUGUACAUUAAACUCCACACAGCGGUUACUGCCCUUUACAGUAACCACUGCCAUUACGCAAAUUACAAGAUGAUGAUUACUGUAAAAUCAUCUGACGUCAUUUUAAUGUUCUGUCAUUUGAAAUAAAAUACCAUUUUUAUCUUUGAAAACAACGUUAUUUUAUGGAACUUAAUAAAAUAAAUAGGCAUAAAUAAGUUUUGACCCCAGGACAUUUAUACCAAAUAUUAUUUACCUCAUUUUCUUUGUGAAUUAUUUUCAUGCAUUAAAGCUGCACUCUCACAGAUUGAUUGUUUUGACAACUUACCUUUAUUUUUGUCUUGGAAUGAGCCAAUUUUUAAGUAAAUGUCUGGAAACCAGUUCACAGUUUUUAUAUUUACGUUCAUAUUUACGUUUGAAAAUUGAAGUUUUAUGGCUAAAAGCUGUAUGAAAAAUUAAAAUUUUGGCCGUUUACCAAACAAUCCAGAUCUGUUCUAUUAUGAGUUAUCUUAUAUGUUUGAAUUGAAGGCACUGAUGCUAAAAUCAGCUGAUUAUGAGACAAAAAAAACUGCCAUUUUGUGAGAGUGCAGCUUUAAAGAAGAAUUUCAUUAUCUAAUGGUAGAAUAAGAUUUUUGCAUUUACUUACAACUUACAAAUUGCAUAUUCUUUUGAAUUAUGAUUGUGGAAUUAUGUUAAAAACAGUUUUGAUUGUGUUUGUAUGGAAUUGAAUUUUGCAUUUAGUUUGAGUGAAAUAAUUUUAAAUAAUAAGGUAAUUCAUUAUCAAAAUAUGAAAUAUUGUUUCUCUCAAGCAUUUACAUUACUUUCUUGGCAAAUAGUACCCAUCAUAUUUCAAUAUUUUACAUUUCUUGCAAAAAUACCAACCAUCUUCAAAUAUGUAACUUUUAUGGGAAUAUUACCGUACAAAUCAUUUUUCAAUAUUUCAUUAUUUUUUUGGGAAUAUUACCAAUCGUUUUUCGAUAUUUCAUUUUUUCUUGGGAAUAGUACCAAUCGUAUUUCGAUAUUUCAUUUUUUCUUGGGAAUAGUACCAAUCGUAAUUCAAUAAUUCAGUUCUCUUACAAAUAUUACAAACCAUAUUUCAAUUCUUUCAAUUUUCAUGCUAAUACGGUAUUACCAUUCAUAUUUCAAUUUCUCACUUUUCCUGCGAAUAGUACCAGUCAUAUUUCGUUUGUAAUUAAGUCAUUUACAACAACGCCAUAGUAUAAUUUUGUUAUAAUUUAUUGUGCAGUUGUUUAAGGGGUAUAAAUAGGAACAAUAAUUUAGCUAGCAUAAUGAAAUAGAAUCAUGCUCUGUAUUGUUGCAUAGCUUCAGUGAUAUAGACAUAUUGAUUGCUCAGUUUUAUUGCUACAUUGUGUUGUAAUUAUAUUGUAAUUAUUAUUGUCCAGUAACAUACUAACACUUAUUCAAUAUCCAUCUUACCGGUAGGUUGAAAUUAGGUUUAAGAUAAGAAUCUAAGUGUUUUGAUUGGCCUGUAUAUUUAGCUGACCAAUUGGAUGAAUGGAAUCACUGAGGCAUGUCUAAGGAAAAGGAUAAGAUCAAUAUUGAAUACUGGCCCAUAUAUGGUGCUUAGGCUAUAUAUAAAAAAUCGACAAGUUUUGAGCCUGCCCCUGCAAGGGCUCGAGCCAAGUUCUUGCUGUCCGACCCAUGUCUAAUUUCAUUUAAGUCAAUAAAUACACAUUAUUUUCAAAGUGCUUCAUACUUAUUGUAAAGGGUUUUACAUCGUUGCGAAGUAUUGCCAAUUACAUCAUUAUUUCUGGUGCCAUUUUACUGGUUCUUCUUUAUCUGUUUGUGUUUGUAUCACAUCAAAGAUACAAAUACUACUCCGACUCAAACCAGUACACAGACAAUUCAAUAUUUAAUGUGUGAUAUCAAACUUUGCAUGUUUUUUCAAUACAAGGUUUUCAUAUAGUGUAAACUGUUUAUUAGAAUGAUGUAUGUUGUUGUUCGGGCAAGCAGACUGCGCAUCAAACUUACCUAUGAAACUGAAUAACUUAAGGUAGGGUCAACAAAUUGUGAUCAAACUUGUUACCUAGGAAGAAUUUACGGAGACUUGCAGCAAUUCUCGGACUGUUCUUGAUGAAGGUCUUGGGCCCUAGUUUAGCUCAUUUUAGACAAUUUUCAAGUCAUUUAAAGAUAUCAUAUAUGUGAUCUACUGUACUCUCCACUGACACAUUCAACUCAAAAUCUAUUUUACUAUCAAAAGGGGUUUUAAAUAGGGCACUGCAAUAAAGGGAAAGGGUGCUAGAGAUUAAACAAGCACAUUGUACUGGGCGGUGAAGAACAAGUUUAUAACAGAAUGAAGCUAAGCUCGUUAUAUUUGUUUUUGGUAUACCGUUAUCUUUGUUUUUGGUAUAAUUUGUGUAAUAUUCUUUCUUUAAUGAAACUUGUAAAUUAAAAUAUUUUUUAUGAUAAUCAUGAUAAAAAAAUACAUUUUGUAAAAUAAAAUGUGAAGUCCUUGCUAUAUGAAAUAAGUGACUGAACUCUUUGAUCCAUAAAUGCCAAUAUCUACAUUGAUAAGCAGGUUCAUAAGUAUUAUUAUAUUGUUGAAACGUAUGUAUCCAUACGUUCCAUUCUGUCAUAGACAUUGAUAUCACUGAUAUCAAAGAAAUGAUUUACCCACAAUCCUUUGGGCAUGUUCAGCAUAUAAUUUUUUUUGAUCAAAAGUAAUUGGAGAUCUGGAUUAUUUCCGUUAGCUCUGCUUUUAAUUGGUUAUAUAAUUAAGUUAUAUAUGUCCAUGAUUCUGAGAAGAUUGUAUCUUUAAUUUUGUACUAUCUGUAUUAUCUUCAGUCUUUCUUGCUAAUUUGUUACUUAUUAUUCUCUUAUAAUGUAUGUAUACAUUAAUCUUUGUUGGUAAUAAAUAUUGUUUGAUCUUA